AUGAGUAACCCGGAGAAAAUGAAAGUGGAUGAUGAGACUGAGAAUGAGAAGAAAGAUUCCUCCGAUGAGCAAUGGAGUGGUGAUGAAGAAUCAGCCAUGAGAGAAAUCGUUCUCGGUCUCCCUGCUUUAUCAAUCAGCAGCGCAACCUUCGGUGUUAGUAGCGCCGUUGAUGAAGAGGCAGAGGCGCUUCUGAAUGAGCAAGCGGUUGUUGCUGCGGAGUUGGUUAUCGCUGCGGCAGCGGAAGCGGUGAUGAAAGAGAAGAGCGAUGGGAAGAAGGAGAAAGUGAGAAGGCAGAGAAAGAACCUAAAAAAUGACGACGAAGCGGGUGGUUCGGGUAAAGGAGGAGAAGUGAAAAAGCCGAGGAGGAAGACUUCGGAGUUCACUAACCUCCCGAGAGGACCACCGGUUUGUAACGUCUGUGGAAGAGGGUUUCAUUCGUGGAAGGCUGUGUUUGGACAUCUGAGGUCUCAUAAAGACAGGAACUACAGAGGGUAUCUCCCUCCUCCUAUAUUCACUGCGCCGAUAAGGGGAGUGAUCAUGAUUCCAGGACCAAACUCUGCUUUUGUUCGUGUUGUUCCUCGAGGAGAGAGCUCUGGUGGGGUUGUUCCCGCGGCCGGUGGUGUUGUUGCUUCUGGUAGUGGUGGUGCUACUGGUGGAGAAGGUGGGAAAGGUUUAGGGAUCGAUGUGAAUGUGGAUCGUGUGGAGGAAGGUAACGAGGAAGUGACUGAAUCUGGAAGCAUAGCAAAGUUUGAUCUUAAUAAGUCACCACCAAAAGAGGAUGAGGAAGAGGAAGAGGACAAAGCCAAGUGA
Messenger RNA from Eruca vesicaria subsp. sativa (arugula), 810 nucleotides. NCBI's taxonomy places the organism in Eukaryota, Viridiplantae, Streptophyta, Magnoliopsida, Brassicales, Brassicaceae. The record is from the annotation of a GenBank genome assembly.